ACACUCACUAGUGAGGUGUAACUUCCAGAAAACUGUUAACCAAUUGUUGCGUGAUCUGCGGCCGUUUGACUUUCGGGUACACAUGUCGAACACGCUGUUACAAUUUCAUCGUUUCCGGAUUUCCACAGUACAAAUAGCGAGACCAAAAUGGGUGCGAAUGCAAGUUCGUUUCGUUAGCUUUCUCUCAAGUCAAUCAACAUGGCUAAGCUACAAGUUGUAGCUGCAAUUUUGCUUUUUUCUGCGCAACUGGUUGCAGCUGAUGAAGAGCCCGAAUUCAAGAUGCACUUCAUGGGGUUGGACAAGUUGGACGGUUCGGAGAAGUACCUCGAUUACAACUACACCGGAGAAAAGCUUUCGGACAUGAGUUUCAAAAUGUCCGGCCAUGCCCGGCUCCUGGUGGACAUGGACGACAGCUACACCGUCAACAUGCGGCUCAGUGCCGCCGAGGUGGGCGAAGACGUUUCGAAAAGUGAAGAUUUGCUCAACAUUCAGAAGACGUUCUGCGAGUACAUGCGAACCACCUACAAGAGCUAUUUCUACGACGUGGUCAAGGAUGUGAGCAAUUUCCCGCACUACGACAAGUGUCCGCUCCCGGCGGCCGACUAUUGGAUCAAGGAUUUCGAGUUCGACGGGGAGGAGUACAAACCGUUCCUGCGGGAGGGAGCUUUCUGGUCCGAGUUUACCCUGACCAAGGACGGGAAACCGGUGGCCGGGUUGACUUCCAGAUGGGAGAUUCGGGCGGACUAGGGCCGAUAAUAAUGUGUAGUUUUUAAGCUUGCUGAUAAUCUACUAGGGCUUUAUUUUGGUAAUAAAUUGUUAAUUUUCGCAUAA
This is a messenger RNA of Uranotaenia lowii, 831 nucleotides long. RefSeq lists its product as uncharacterized. The transcript is spliced from 2 exons. The record is from RefSeq and is a predicted model, not a curated record. The coding region runs from base 199 to 747 and encodes 182 amino acids. NCBI's taxonomy places the organism in Eukaryota, Metazoa, Arthropoda, Insecta, Diptera, Culicidae.